AUGUCAUCAAGGAGUAUUAAAGCAAGUAAGAAUUUAGGAUAUGCUUCAGAGAGAGCAAGUAAUAUCCAGAUUCUGCAGUCCAGUGUCAAAUGGCACCGUGUGGCACAAACAGCUAACAGCCUAUGGGAUGCUUACUCAGGACUGUUAAGUGGCCAAGCCAUAAUCUUGGCCAUGAACUCCAGCUUUGUAGAUCCCUUAUUGCAGUUUGAAUCCCAAUUGAAAAUAAUAGAGUCAUCCUUUAAAAUGUUGUUUGCUAUACCAAAUCGUGACAAAGUGAAAGAAAUUGGAAAGAACGAAGAUGACCAAGAAGACCUCGAUAAUUUAUACCAAAAUAUUUUUAACAUAUUUGAGGACACUCUUCUGAUCUUAGUGUCUAAAGACCUCUACAAACUGCAAAUCUUAAAGGAAAUGGCUGUGUGGAUGAAUGAAGAUAGUCUGUACAUGCAGGACAGAGUCGUGACUAUCAUCAGCAGAGUGCUAAGUUUUGCAUCCAGGAAAGUCAAGGGAUAUGCAAGUGUGGAUGCUCCAUGUUUGGGUGUCUUGGCAGCAGAACUGUCUCUUUUGUGUUCCCAUACUGAUCCUUCAAUCACACAACAAGCAUUCUCAGGAAUGUCCCACCUCCUCUGUAUUGCAAAAUGUCAGAAUGCCCCCUCUUCCCCCCAUGGCCAGAAGCCAUUCUCUGGCCCACUGCAGACUCGGCCUCUCCAGCUGCUGGAAGCCACUCACAAGCCCACACUGGACUUGGAAUCUCAGCCACAGCCCCCCACGGCCAGAAGCCACUUUCUAGCCUGCUGUGGACCAGGUGUCUCCAGCAGCAGGAAGCCACUUGCUAGCCCAUUGCAGGCCGGACCUGUGGAUGGCAGAGGCAAACCAUGGCAGUUAACCCUGAAUCCAGAGAAUGAUAGGCCUGGAAGUCAUUGCCUUCUACCUGCUCCCUCUGAUAUAGAAUUUCUACCCAAGAUCUUACAAAGAGACAAAAGUAAAAUUGCUCAGAUCGUGGGACAAACCUUAUUGCCACCCUUGCUAACUGACUUUGUGUGGAGUCUCCUGAUGAGACUCUCUGCCACUGAUCAUAAAACUGCAUCUGAGGCAGCAAUCAUGCUGAAAUUGACUCUGGAAUAUCAUGCCCAUAAGGUCACCAUGGUGUCUAAAAUUGUGGAUGCUAUUUAUAAGAAAUUGUAUGGGAAUGCUUCUCAGAUUAUGAAACAAACUAUGCUGAGGGUCAUCACCUUGUUGACACGUACUUCACCAAAGAAGGUUAUCUUUCAACUUAUGGAUUAUCCAGUCCCAGCAGACAACACUUUGAUACUGAUGUGGCAUGCAGCUGGCUCUGAGGCAAGUGUGGCCCCUCAUGUGCUGAAGACAAUUUUAUUGAUACUGAAAGGAAAGCCUGGGGAAAUGGAGGAAAGAAUAAUGGAAAGAAGACGUUUUUCUCUUGAUGCAACUAAUAUGAUGCCUGUGGCGGCAUCCCAGGCCCUGUGCACAUUGCUGCCUGUUGGUUCUUACAAGAAAGCAGUGGCCCAGUUUUUCCCCCAGCUCUUAAUGGCCCUCAUGCUUCAACUGUUUUACAGCAGCAACCUGAGACUGAUGACAGAGGACAGGCCUUUCUAUGCCCGAGAUGCCCUGCGAGUUCUGCUGAAUUGUUCUGGACUGCAACAGGUGGACACUGCUCUAAAGAGGAAGAAUUGCUGGAACCAAUUUUCCCAAGUACUGUUUCACCAUCACGGAGUCUACCUUAUUGCCAAAACUCUCAGUGAAUAUAACUUUCCACAGUUUCCAGAGACUUUGCAUUAUCUCUACAAGCUCUCUGUGGAAGGUCCUAGAAGAUCAGAAGACAGUGUCAUCACAAUAAUAUUCCUCACUGAACUUCUCAAUAAUUUCUUCAAGGACCCAUUCCCAGAAGAAUUUUUGGUUCUCUUCAGAAACUGGGUCAAUGACUCUGAUCCUGCAGUUUGCAAACUGAGUCUUCAGAAAAUUGGCAGCAUGGCACCAGUUAUCAAUGAGAUAGAAAAUUCCUGCAGCUUAUUAAUAUCCAUCUUGGAUGCUCUCCUUUCCAAAGACGAGACUGUUGUAAUUCGGGCCUUGAUGACACUUCGAAGACUUUUAGGCAAACUGGACAAAGUGACCUACUCUUCUCUGUGUACCAGAAUAGCUUUAAGCUACUGUCCUCUUAUGGAUCAUAGUAACGGAGGCAUUCGGAGUAUGGCCAUUCGACACUUUGGUGAGUUACUUAGAGACAUGAGUCAGUACACAUGGAUGCUGAAUGAUGUAGUUCUUGGAGGCUUGGUACCUCUGAUCCUGUUUUUGGAAGAUACAGAGGCAAGAGUAGUUAAAGCAUGUAAACAUACAUUAGAAAUCUGUGCCUCAGAAUUAAAAUGGUCAACAUCAUAUUUGCUCAAGGAUGAAUAUUACAAUUUUGAGCUGGUAGUACUCAACAUCUGUAACAAUCUUCUCAUUUCUCAUGGGAACUACAUUACAGAUUUGAUAUCUGAUACCUUAGGGUUCCUAGGGAGCUCCAGACCAUAUCUGAAGAGAGCAUCAGUUAUUUUAAUAGGGUACUUGGCAAAAUUGGGUGGCCAUUUACUGCUCACAGAUGAAAUUGAAGUCAUGAUUGAGGCUAUUGAUCGUGUGCUUCGGGAUGAAGAUCCUACAAUCAGGGAGUUGGCAGGAAUAACACAAAAACUUUUUAAGGAAAUAGCCCAUAGACUGACCUCCUCAAAUAUUAAACUAAGCUUCCGAAGAUUGUUUAACUUCAUCUACAUCAAAAAAUUGAAGCCUCUUUAUAAUUAUAACCUGCCCAAGGACCUGACAGGCAGUCCUAUGGAGAUUAAAGAAACCAAGAAUGAUAAGGAAACCUUUAUAGAGGAUAAUUAUGAAGAUGAAUUGGUAAAGAAUGAAGACAUAUCAAUAAAUAAUGGGAGGUUCUUCUGUCUCUUGGAAUACCCCUCAGAAAAGGAAUGA
This is a messenger RNA of Phacochoerus africanus (Common warthog), 2961 nucleotides long. RefSeq names its product maestro heat like repeat family member 9 (gene MROH9). Gene Ontology annotation, cellular component: cytoplasm. The record is from RefSeq and is a predicted model, not a curated record. The transcript is spliced from 22 exons. NCBI's taxonomy places the organism in Eukaryota, Metazoa, Chordata, Mammalia, Artiodactyla, Suidae. Bases 1 to 2961 code for a protein of 986 amino acids.